Tinamus guttatus (white-throated tinamou) is the source of this 2200-nucleotide messenger RNA. Lineage: Eukaryota; Metazoa; Chordata; Aves; Tinamiformes; Tinamidae. The record is from RefSeq and is a predicted model, not a curated record.
AUGGAGCCAGGACCGCCCGGGGACAACAGGACCUGGCCUGCUCUCACCCGCCUCUCCAUCUCUCCGCACUUCUCUGCCUCCCUGCAGGUGACCGUGUGCUGGGCGGAGGAGGCGCCGGGCCGCACCAAGCGCUCCCUGUCUCCCCAGGCCGAGCACGCCGGCAUCCGCACCUACUUCUUCAGCGCCGAGAACACCGAGGAGCAGGAAUCCUGGAUUCAAGCCAUGGGCGAAGCGGCCCGGGUGCAGAUCCCACCGGCGCAGAGGCAUGAGAAGAAGGAUGAACUUUUAGACCUUCAGUUGCAAAGAAACCUAGAGUAUUUGGACCAGCAGAUGAGCGAGAGCGAGACCCUGAUCAGUAUGGUGAACAGGAUGGUGGAGAGCUCUUCCCCUAGGGCUCAGCUCUACAUGCAAGUGACACCCUUCCCAGAAGCCUACAGGGAGACUCUGCACACCUACAAGAUAAGCGAGCAAGACACAGACAAGCUCCUGGGGAAGCUCUGCGAGCAGAACAAGGUGCUGCGGGAGCAGGAGCGGCUGGUGCAGCAGCUCCGCGCUGAGAAGGAGAGUCUGGAGAGUGCCCUCAUGGGGACGCACCAGGAGCUGGAGAUGUUUGGGAGCCAGCCGGCCUACCCGGAGAAGCUGCUGCACAAGAAGGAGUCGCUCCAGAACCAGCUCAUCAACAUCCGCGUGGAGCUGUCCCAGGCCAGCACGGCCUUGGCCAACAGCACAGCCGAGUAUGAGAGCCUGGAGAGCGAGGUGUCCGCGCUGCACGACGACCUCUGGGAGCAGCUCAACCUGGACAUCCAGAAUGAGAUGCUCAACCGGCAGAUCCAGAAGGAGAUCUGGCGCAUCCAGGACGUGAUGGAGGGGCUGCGGAAGAACAACCCGUCGCGCGGCACGGACACAGCCAAGCACCGAGUGGCCGCAGGUCCCUCGGGCACGUACAGCUCCACCAGCCCCGCCAGCCCCCUGAGCUCGGCCAGCCUCACCAGCCCCCUGAGCCCCUUCUCGCUCGUCUCCGGCUCCCAGGGCUCGCCCACCAAGCAGGGACCCGGCGAGCUCCUCUGCUCUCACGCCUCUCGCUCCUCUCCGCCCCAGGAACCGGGCCCGCCGCGACCUCCCCUUCCCAAGUCCUACGUUCCCCUGGAGUCUCCUCCGACGGUUCCUCCGCUGCCUAGCGAGGGCCGCCUCUGGCCGUACCCCACCUCCCCUUCCUGGCAGCCGGGCACCGAGGCGCAGAGGGGACAGGUACCGAAACGUCACCGCAGCGCCUCGGCGCGGAGCCCCUUCCCACCCCAGGGCCACCGUCCCCUCCGAGGGUGGCAUGUGGCACGGGGGGACUUGCUGCUCCUGCUCGUGGGCAUCGUCCCCCCCAGAACCAAGUCCCCGGCGAAGGAGGAGGCGGCACCGGUGCCCAGCGUGGUGCGGAGGAGCGCCAGCAGCGUGGCCAACGGGCUCGGCUCCCGGGAGAGGCCGAAGAGCGCCGUGUUCGCCACCGAGACGAAGGCCAAGAUGAGCGUGGAGGAGCAGAUCGACCGCAUGAAGCGGCACCAGAGCGGCUCCGUGAAGGAGAAGCGGAGAAGCCUGCAGCUCCCGGGCGUCCAGCAGCCCGAGGGUCCCCGCGCUCCGGCCUCCUACAAGGUGGUGCGCCGGCACCGCAGCAUCCACGAGGUGGACAUCUCGGACCUGGAGGCCGCGCUGCGCUCCGAGGAGCCCGACAAGGUGUACGAGACGCCGCGUGAGGAGAUCGCCCGGCUGCGCAAGAUGGAGCUGGAGCCGCAGCACUACGACGUCGACAUCCACAAGGAGCUCUCGACGCCGGACAAGGUCCUCAUCCCCGAGCGCUACGUGGAACUGGAGCCCGACACCCCGCUGAGCCCUGAAGAGAUGAAGGAAAAGCAGAAGAAGGUGGAAAGGAUAAAAACCCUCAUUGCCAAGUCCAGCCUGCAGAACGUGAUCCCGCUGAGCGAGAGCGAGGUGGACGCCCCGCCGGACCCGGAGACCCCGCUGCAAGAGCAGGAGAAGAGGCCCCCAGCCCCCCCGACCCCACCGACCACCCCCCUCUCGUCCGAACCAUCCCGGGGCGCCGACAACAGCCAUUUUAUGCGUGUCUGAGCCGGACCGCAAGCCCUGGCUGCUGCCACUGCUGGCAAGUUCCAUGGGGCCACGUUUUAGCCCCCCAGCACGGCACGACACCGAA